GGGACCCGGGGACUGAGGGGGGGGCCGGCGGCGGCGGCGGGGGGGCGAGAUGAGCACUGGGCUCCCCCUGGGCACAGAGCCGCCCUGUGAAUGAGCUGAGGCGAGGCCGCCAGCCGGGUGCCCCCCUCCUCCUCCUCCUCCUUCUCCUCCUCCUCCUCCUUGUCCCCGUCCUUCACCGCCGGGAGCGGGAGCGCGGCCCUGCCCGCGGAGCCGGCGCAGACCCCGCGGCCGGGGCGAACUGAAGGAAGGUCACCAUGGGAGCAUUUUUAGACAAGCCAAAGAUGGAGAAGCAUAAUGCCCAGGGGCAAGGGAACGGGCUCCGUUACGGCCUGAGCAGCAUGCAGGGCUGGCGCGUGGAAAUGGAGGACGCACACACGGCUGUGAUCGGUUUGCCAAACGGACUUGAUGGAUGGUCAUUUUUUGCUGUAUAUGAUGGGCACGCUGGAUCACAGGUUGCCAAGUACUGCUGUGAGCAUUUAUUAGAUCACAUCACGAGCAACCAGGAUUUUAAAGGGCCAGAUGGGCCACCAUCUGUGGAAAGUGUAAAGAGCGGCAUCAGAACAGGUUUCCUGCAAAUUGAUGAACACAUGAGAGUCAUCUCGGAGAAGAAACAUGGCGCAGACAGAAGUGGGUCAACAGCUGUGGGUGUCAUGAUUUCCCCCCAACACACAUACUUCAUCAACUGUGGAGACUCGAGAGGGUUGCUUUGUCGAAACAGGAAGGUUCACUUCUUCACACAGGAUCACAAACCAAGCAAUCCGCUGGAGAAGGAGCGCAUACAGAAUGCAGGUGGCUCCGUAAUGAUUCAGCGUGUGAACGGCUCCCUUGCUGUUUCAAGGGCGCUUGGGGACUUUGAUUACAAAUGUGUCCAUGGGAAAGGUCCUACAGAACAGCUGGUCUCCCCCGAGCCUGAAGUUUAUGAAAUCGAGAGAUCAGAAGAAGACGAUCAGUUCAUCAUCCUGGCGUGCGACGGUAUCUGGGAUGUUAUGGGAAAUGAAGAGCUGUGUGACUUUGUAAGAUCCAGACUUGAAGUCACUGAUGACCUUGAGAAAGUUUGCAAUGAGAUAGUUGACACCUGCUUGUACAAGGGAAGUCGAGACAACAUGAGUGUGAUAUUGAUCUGUUUUCCGAAUGCACCAAAGGUAUCGCCAGAGGCGGUGAAAAGAGAGGCAGAGUUGGACAAGUACCUGGAAAGCAGAGUAGAAGAGAUCAUAAAGAAGCAGGGUGAAGGAGUGCCAGACUUAGUCCACGUGAUGCGUACGUUAGCAACUGAGAGCAUCCCAAACCUCCCGCCCGGGGGGGAGUUGGCAAGCAAACGGAGUGUGAUUGAAGCCGUUUAUAACAGACUGAACCCCUACAGGAAUGAUGAUGCUGACUCUGCCUCAACUGAUGAUAUGUGGUAAAACUGCUCAUCUAGCUGUGGAGUUCACGUUUCAUCCUGCAAAUGAAAGUGCAGCCCAACCUCAGUGACCCUUCUUAACAUCCAUCCUCAACCUUAAUUAAAGAAGGGAAUAUGAUGUGUUGGUGAGAGUGACUACAGCAGUACGACACCUAGCCCAGGAACUGAUCUUUUUUUGUAAAACAGACUCCUGUAAACGUGAUUUCAAACCAUAAUUCAUGUUGUAAAUCAGACUCCAGCAAUUUAUGUUGUAUGAUUUUGUUUUUGUAAAGUGCAAUUGUCUUUGUACAAAAUGCUCAUAUUUAAUUAUGAACCGCUUUAAAUCACUAUAAAGGUUAGAAGAAAUGUUUUGGCUUGUGUGAUGCAACAAUAUAUAUCCCUUUUAAAUUCAUGUUGUGGUUUUGGAUUGCAAGGAGCAGCAGCCUAGCCAGCUAGGUGCUCAGGAGGUGCACAAAACUGUAAAGAUAACUUUUUGGUUUAUAUGAAAGCUGAACUCGUGGGCAACGUACCAGAAAUUACAGUGUGUGAAUUUUGCUUGGCAGUGGGAAAAAAUAACUUAAAAGUAGUGCACGUCCUUCAACAAAUGUAUAUCAUUGUCUUGGAUGCACUCCUGCUCUCACGUGGAGUCGAAGGGAUUUGUGAUUUUUGAGUUCAGUGGGAGUUAAAUCACACGUAUCCUGUUCAUACCAAUCGUGGGAUCAGAAUGCCGUGAUUCCUCGCACCUCUUUGUCCAUUAACCCUCACCUGAAACUGCUAAUCACUGAGCACGAGCAGGCAGCUUUCUACGUCCAGUAGGAGUCUGCAGCAUUUUUACAAUCCUGAUUGGCUGGGUCUGCUGCUGUUCCAAGUAAAAUACUCUGAAUUCCAUUUUAUCAAUAAAGCUUGAUUUAACAAACAAGACAUUUACCCAUAAAUGUGUAAUUCCUUUGUUCCUGCCUUUUAAAAUGUCAGUGCCAUUGUAAAUGAUAUUUUACUUGUGGAAGAAUAUUUUUUAUUAAUUGGUAGCCCAUUUUUAAAAUGGGAAGGAUUUUGAUUAUUGCCCAAGACAUAGCCAUAUGCUAGAGGAUGAUGUGGGAUUAAUCCGUUACCCUAUUUUUUACAAGUGUGGGUUUUUUCAGGCUUUUUGGUGGUGUUUCGUUUGGUUUCCCUCCCCCCCCCUCCCUACUGAAGAUGUGCAUUGGUUUGAAUUUGCCUACUGUUUGAUAAAAAUACAUUUGUCAAAGCCUGACAAUCUUUAACAUUUUAUGGUGUGUGUUUUUAAUUGACCCACUUACUUAGAAUGAGAGACUAGUGGUUAAACAGUACUUGUGAUUUGAGGUAUAGCAUGUUGACAAUAUUUAACUGUUCGUUGUUUAAAAUUCUAAUUUAAAAUUUUAUAAGGUAAUAAACUAAUUUGAUUUAAGCUUAGCUUUCUCCCAUUGAGCAUACGAAAAUUAAGUUUCCAAGUCAGUCGUGUUUGCAAAACUGCUGUUUUGUGCACCUUGUAUUGUCUUUUUGGUUGAGAAUAUUGUAUUUAAUAUGUAGUUUACUCAUUUAGUAGGCAGAUUCCCCAAAAGGAAAAUCAGUAAAACAAGUAGAUUGUAACAUUUUACUGCAGUUAGACAGAAUCAAAACUUGGUGUAUAAUUACUUUUUGAUAGGAAAACGUAGUACAAUGCAUUUUGCUAUAUUUGUCUUUCCCUAACUUUGACAUAUACAUAUUUGUAUAUAUAGCCUUAAAACUAAUGCAGAGUUAGGGAACACUGAACAGUGAAAAAAGUAACUUAUAGUGUCUUGGAACUAAGUAUAGUAUAUACCAGCAAACUUUUCUUUUAUCCCUCUUGUCUAUGUGGGGUGCUUAAACGUAACUUCAUUGUAUUCAGUUUGUAAUCUGUUCAAGCAUGAAUGAAGAAAACAUAAGCACUAUUUGUAUUUAUAAAUUUAUAGCAAUUUUUGCUUAAAGAACCAGUUCCUUACCUACCUAUGAAUAAAUGCUUAAAAUGUCUAAUUUUGUUGUAGAGUGCACAACUAUAAUAAUGUUAAGUUAUAGCUUCACAGGCACCUAAUUAACAAGCAUAUUUAAUAAUACGUGGCAUAUUAGUGCGAAAAGCUAAACUUAAUUUAGGACUAGGCAGAGAAAGUUCUGUCCUUUUUUCAUAGAGACUAAAGUUUAGUUUUGGAAACUGCAAAACCUUGAACUGGACUGUGGAACCUUUGAGUUUUAAACUUAUACGAAUCGGAAGCAAAACUGUGGUGUGAAAAGCCAUACUUACUUCAAACCACAAUCACUUAAACUGUCUCAGUGACAAAGGAGAUAUUUGAAGCCUCUUCUGGCGAGGUCUCCUAAAGGUUAGAAAGGAGAUAAUUCUGCUGUUGCUACAGGCGAUGUGAGUAGGUUUGAGGGUAGUGGAAGAAAGCCCGUUUCAGGCCUUUCUCUCUCCCGCCUACGUUCAGCGUUUCGGUGAGGUCAGAGCACUGAAUUCUUGUGUAUGCAUAAACACUGCCAUUUUAGAUACAGAUUUUGAUUACAGAGUAUAUGAGUUGGGUAUAUAAAGCAUCCUAGAGAAGAGGCAAGCUGUACUAUUUCACUGCUCUGAAAAGAAAAAGAAAAAAAAAAAAAACAAACGGCACUUUUGCACCUUUGUGCAUCUCCUUCUUGCACCAGAAACUUUUUUUUAAAUGCUAAAAACAUUAGCACCUCAGGGGCAAGGCAGCAAUUUUUAUUUUGAAGUAUUGUGUGCUAUUUAUUUCCCUCUUGGAAAAAGAUUCCUGUGUGAUGGAAAUGAAAAUUGUGUGAUGUUAAAAGAUGUAUUUUUAAAUACAUGUUCAAAUAGGAUGGUCCCAAUUUGCUUGUUUUUAAAAGGAAAUGACAUUUGUAAAGCUUCUUUGCUUCGUAUGCCAUGCAACUUUUGUUUUCCUUCUACAUUUGACAGCUUCACUGGCUUCAGUUUCUGUGAGUUUUGUUGUAGUCAGAUUAAAUGUUUCGCUGAUCGUUCUGGGAGAAUACCUGUACUGCUUUAUAGACAACUGUUUCAAAUAAUUCUCACUAAUUCAGCAUUGAAAUAUGUUCAAGACAGAAGCUUCUAAAAUGUGUUUUAAACGAAUGUUGGAUGAACUGAAUGCCGUGACAUUGAUCAGGGUCCUAGAUUUGCAAGGCUUUGUGAAUCCCUUUCGUCAGCAGAGUCCCUGGCGGGGCAGAAAUCAGCAGGUCCCAUCGAGUUAUAAAGCCAGAGCCUUUCAGCUGGGCUUGCUCUCACCUGGCCCGGGAGCAGCACCACCAAGACCUUGAGGCACAGCCAUCAUUCAGUUAAACCUUGAGCAAAACUCAGAAUCGGAGAGAGAAAUUCUAUCUGCCUGUCACUGAGCUGCACUAAUCCUUGGCUGUGUCGUGCUAGCGAGGUGACUGCUGAAUACUGAGCAGCAGAUGAGCAAUGGUAGCACUUACCUUGAGAGGUCAUGCAGGUGCCAAAGCUGAUCUUUUUAACAUUUCCUUGUAAUGAACUGACUUUAUUGUCCAUUAUUUAUUGCGAAGCUGGUGCUGUCUCAACUCAGUAGAGGUCUGAGCCAUUUUGCUCAGCUCAAGAAUUGGAAACUUAACAAAAUUCGGGAACAGCUUUCACUUCAAUUGAUUCCCUCAUAAGAAUCCCAUCUUAUUUUUAUACAUUGGGGUAGGAUAGACUUCCUAUUGCAUUCCAUUUCUAGUAAUUUAUGAACUAAGGAUAUGGUUUCAUGAUAAACUUAUGUCAAAUGUUGCUCCAAGUUUGUCCCUACUGCCUUUUUUUUGUGCCAGUACUUGCCUUUAUGUGGGCACGGAGUUAGGACAAAGAAAAGCCCUGUCCUCUUCAGCUGGGUAAGUUGAUAAUCCAGCUGUGGGGUGCUGGUGCUAGGGCACGGUGGAGAGUGGGGAGACAGGACUGGGAGCAAGGAAUGUUCGCACCACCCGUCCUGCCGCCGUUUGGGAAACCACACCCAGAUAAAUGAUGGCCUGUGUAGGGAGUAUCGAAGCCUUUGCAGAUCUUUCCCCGCUCUGUACUUAUGACAGACAUUUAGCUUUGGUAAACAUUCUUUUUCUUAAAACUGGAAUCACCAAACUUUGGUCUGAAUGUCUUGUGUGUGAAUUCCGUGCUGACAAACCUUGUGUUUGUGUUCUCUAGGGGUGUGUGGCUCUCUCCUGUGGGAGAGACAGCACGGCUGCCACAAUUAGAUUAAUGAUAUGGUUGUUACAGGUUACCUUAUUUCAGUGUACAUCAGGAUUUCAUCAUGCUGAGAUGUUCACCUUCAUCUCUACCUGCACCUUCUUGAAUUGCUUUUAUGCACAAAUGACUUGGUGUAUUUGAAUUCCUUGAUAUUUAAACUUGGCUGUGUCUGAAAGGGGCAGACCUUUAGGAAAAGAGGGCCCUUUUCCUCAUCCUUCGGCAAAGACAGUAUUUGACACAAACCUGAUGUACCUUGCAUAGGUUCAGAAACAGCAAAACUGUAGAGCUACAGAGCUGUACCUGACAUUCUUCUGUAGGAAAUGAAUUGUUACUCUGUGCCAAACUUCACAAGACAUGAAGAAUAAUGUUUCCUAGAUAACGAGUGUGGCUCCUUGUUCCUACCACUACCUGUGACCACACCUGAGCCUUUACAGACCAGCUCAGGGUGUAAACUCUGUUUGGCUGGAGAGGAUUUUUAACUCUUGAAGUGGUAAAAAAAAGGCUCCAGACAUGAAUUUCUAGGAUUCUGUAGGGCAUAAAAUGAAUGUGAUUCCUGCCGUAAACAGUUAAAAAAGGAGCAAAAUUUAGAAGUACCACUCUGAGGCUAAAUAAUUUAGACUGACCUGUCUGAAAUACUGAUCAGAGGUCAUCUUUUGGUGAGCUCUUUCUGUGGGGUGCUGCACUAUCUGCAGGUCUCUGCAGACCCGGGUGUGCCCAUCUUAAAACACUGGAGCCUUAUUUUGCUUAAUAACAUUGCUUUAUAAACGAGGAGCAGUCACCUGGGCCGUGGCACAUGUUCACAGGAGUUCAGGAAGCUGUAGGAAAACUUGAAGCUCCUCUUUAUUCUUAUGGACCACUAAAUGCAUCCAAGCAGAAAAAAAAAAAAAAAAUAGAUGUGCUCGAAGUUGAGUUUACAUUCUCUCCCCCCGAAAACUUGUUUCCGGAAAAAUGACAAAUAUUUCUGCUAUUUCACUUAUUUCACAAUAUUUCACUUAAUAUAUGAAAAAAUGUCCUGAGCUUUAAUCUCCUGAUUGUGUCAGUUGUUGACCUAUAAUGACUUAGGCUUUAUGUAUAUUCCUUGCUUUAUUUGAUGUUCCUUUUGAGUAGCAGUAAACCAAAUCUUUUUUUUUUUUUUUUUUUCCUCUCAUAUAGACACUUCUUUGCUUCCAAGCUGAGGGAACAGGAGUGAUAAUGAUGUCCUAGGAAGGAGUUUUGGGAGAGGCUUGCUUUAAGUGCAGUGACCACAAAACCCCUAACUUUUGCCACCACAAAAAGUUGAGAAAGUGGGCUUAACUUUAAAAAUGCCUUUUACAGAAUUAAGGGAAUCAUUCUCUUCCGAAAGUGUCAGAACUUCAGUGGAGGUGGGAUGACAGGUCAGAUUUCUAGAGGAUGUGUUGGUUUAUGCCUAGCCAGAUUUUUACACGUAACUUGUACUGACUCCUGCCCAAAUGCUUUUUAAAAUAUCACUAGGCAUCUGCUUUGUUUUUGUUUUUUCCUUUUUUUUUUUUUUUUUUUUCAAAAAUAGGAAGAAUAAACCCAAUGGUCCUUACUGCUGUGUAAGCAGGGGUGGGUGCUGAUGUGUCAGGUAGUGCCGUUUUCCUUCAGGAACACAAGAUCUGCACUUCUCAGCGUGCUCCAGAACCUUGAGCCACUGCUGAAAUCCCUUUUUGCUUCCACUGGCUUUUGGCUGUGAAGAGCUGGUGGGAGCGCAGGGGUUUUACAGCCAAAUUGGACAGGACUCUCCGUGUGUGUUGUGAGGAGGCCUCCAGAGUUGAAGGAGAUGCCACUGUUGUAUAGUUUUAGAAAUAACUUUAAAGAAAAAGGAGGAAACAUGUUGGGUCAUAAGACAUUAUGCACUUCUAUCAGUUCCUGUAGAUUAAGGUCGAGAGUUUAUUUUCACCUGUAUAAAUGAAUUCCACUCAUUCUGAGCAGUGCAAAUACUGGGUGGCCAGUUUCAUUUUUGGGGGGAUUUCAGAUUGGAGGCACAAUGUUCUGUUCCCUCUGUUCACGCUGCAGGGAAAAAUUAGACUAAAAUAGGCUUGGGAAAAUCAGGCACGGACUGAGCUUUACAUUUUGCUGACACUGAUGGAGCUUUGCUCACAACAUAUAAAGUUUGCACAUGGGUUGUUGGAGCCUUAAGUGUCCCACUUCCCUUGGAAUGAAAAACAAGUGUAAUCUUUAUCGAGUGUAGGUUUAGAAAAAGCUUUUCAGAGCCAAAGGGAAGGAGAUGGUGAUGUUAAAGCAAAAGGCUAGAUUAUUUGGAGACAAUUUCAUUUAAUCUUUAAGCAUCUUAAGAUUUUUUUUUUUCCUUUUAACACCUCAGAAGAGCACAGUUUAGGAGGUUUGACAAAAUGCUUUUAGCUGUAAAUAAGUAAAAGGAUGAAACCCAAAAUGGGUUACCUGGGAUGGAAGAACAAUGAGACCCUAAAAAUAUAGGAAUAAAUGUGCUGAAUUUGCAUAGCAUUAUUUCCAUGUCCAGUGAUGGACCUACUGAAAGGUUGGAACUGGGUGAUCUUUAAGGUCCCUUCCAACCCAGACCAUUCUAUGAACCAUUCUAUGAACCAUUCUAUGAAAGGAUCUUUAACAAUGUUGACAGGGGAACCUUUUAUCGUUGCUGAGUGAUGCCAGACUGACAAGUCUGCUGCAGUUUGAAAUUUCCAGCCUCUGAAAUUGGGAAGUGGGUAUUACACACCAGAUCCCCAGUACAGGAGAUGCUGCAGUACCUGUUACCCCACAUUCUGUGGGUUAAUGCCCUGCAGCCUUUGGGUGCUGGGAGUUGGGACUUCCCAGCCUGUUAUUGCUGAUGGUGUGAUUUGCAAUGACCUUGGGUGCCAAGAGUUAAGUUGUAUUUAAGAACUAGAUCUAACUCUUUGGUGCCAGGAAUCUAGUUUUUGGAGUAAGUGCUGAAUUAUGCAAAUGUUCUUGGCCAAUGGUGCCGGGUAGUUCAGUGCUCAGAAAACUAAAUUACUAGUGAUGAAGAGUUAGUGUGAGACAAAAGCCAAGGUUCUCCUAAGCCAGGGAGUGCUGGAUGUCUGAAAAGUGUGAGAUUUGAGUUCCAGGACCUUCUUAUUUUAUAAAUCUUUAUAAGCAGACAUUUUGGGUUCUAGCAUCUGUCUUGUUACUAAGACCAUGUACAAACAUGCUGAAUUAGAGAGUUUUCACCUGUCUUCUCACAGAAUUGACUGCAGAUCGUAUCAUAAAGAGUCUCGUUUGUAGUGACAUGCUGUGCCUGUCUUUUUAGAAAAUUCAUGACCUCUUUAUAUCUAUUUUGUGGAAAGUGUAACUUUUUUCAUUGAUGACCUGUAUAAAUGUGUGUUACGAAUGGAGAGAUUUAAGCUUGAAAAGCAUGUUUGCAGAUUACACAGCUUCAUUAUGGAAUUUAUAAAUUUAACAGAGUAAUAUACAAGAGCAUAACUAUUUUCCUUAAGUAGAAUGUAUAACAAUAUAUAAUAAAUUAUUCUCCACGUAGUUCACCCACUAUUUACAGUUUUACACAAUUCAAACUGUGUGUUUACAGAAAGUUCAAUAAAUGUAUAUUUUGUACUAUGUACAGAUUCCUGGUCCCAAAGAAAAUGUGUGAACUUAGUUUCUAACUUAACUUUUGAGAUUGUACUUUUUUUUCUUCUUCUUUUUCUUCAUUAUUUCUUUUUGGUUUGGAAUCAGUCGAACAAACUGCGUUUCGCCUGUCAAUGGUGGAGGCUUGCAUUGGAGUAAACGGGAAUUGGAAAUAUUUCUAAUCUACAAAAGUGAUUCCACUAAAUAAAACAGGCAAUGACAUCGUG
This is a messenger RNA of Empidonax traillii (willow flycatcher), 9355 nucleotides long. RefSeq names its product protein phosphatase, Mg2+/Mn2+ dependent 1A (gene PPM1A). The record is from RefSeq and is a predicted model, not a curated record. Gene Ontology annotation, cellular component: cytosol; nucleus. Gene Ontology annotation, biological process: positive regulation of canonical NF-kappaB signal transduction; protein dephosphorylation; positive regulation of canonical Wnt signaling pathway. Bases 255 to 1403 code for a protein of 382 amino acids. Gene Ontology annotation, molecular function: protein serine/threonine phosphatase activity; magnesium ion binding; manganese ion binding. The transcript has 6 exons. Lineage: Eukaryota; Metazoa; Chordata; Aves; Passeriformes; Tyrannidae.